Molecule: messenger RNA, 1890 nt
Organism: Chlorella variabilis
Lineage: Eukaryota; Viridiplantae; Chlorophyta; Trebouxiophyceae; Chlorellales; Chlorellaceae
Exons: 16
Coding region: 1-1890 (629 amino acids)
Biological process (GO): positive regulation of proteasomal ubiquitin-dependent protein catabolic process; ubiquitin-dependent protein catabolic process; protein polyubiquitination
Cellular component (GO): ubiquitin ligase complex; cytoplasm
Molecular function (GO): ubiquitin conjugating enzyme binding; ubiquitin protein ligase activity; zinc ion binding
Source: RefSeq, a predicted model, not a curated record
AUGAGUGACGAUUAUGGCGACUCCGACUGGGAAGGACAGCCCAUGAGCGAGGAGGGCGGCGCCGACUACUCCAGCGGCGGGGAGGACUACGCUUACAGCGAGGACGAGGCCGAGGCAGCCUCGCCGUUGGCCAAGGGCGCAAAGAAGGCGUUCGUCGUGCUCGACAAAGAGGAGCUGCGGGGGCGGCUGGGCGUUGCCGUGGAGCAGGUGGUCGACCUGCUGUGCAUCAGCGACGCUGAGGCCACGCGGGCGCUGCGAUUCUACAAGUGGGACCUCUCCAAGCUGCAGGAGGAGUGGUUCACAGACCCGGAUGGGGUGCGGGGAAAGGUCGGCCUGCUGGACGAGCAGCCCUCCACCAGCAGAAAGGAGGAGACUUGCAAGAUCUGCUUUGAGACCUUCCCGGACUGCUGGCGCGGCUACAUCCACACAUCCAUCUCCUCUGGCCCCUCCUGCCUCGACCUGCGCUGCCCCGACCCAGAGUGCAAGGCGGCGGUACCACGCCGCGUGAUCAAUGCUGUGGUAGAUCAGAGCCACCGUGCUCGGUACGAGGAGUUUGCGGUGAACAGCUUUGUGGACGACCAGCGGCAGAUCGUGUGGUGCCCCGCGCCAGACUGCCAGAACGCGGUGCUGUCGCUGUCGGACCAGCUGGGCGUGGCGCAGGACAUCUUCUGCCGAUGCGGCAACGCAUUCUGCUUCAACUGCAAGGAGGAGGCCCACCGCCCUGUGGACUGCGAGACCGUACGCAAGUGGAUGAUCAAGAACAGCGCGGAGAGCGAGAACCUCAACUGGAUCCUGGCAAACACCAAGCCCUGCCCCAAGUGCACGCGCCCGAUUGAGAAGAACCAGGGGUGCAUGCACAUGACGUGCAGCCAGUGCCGCCACGAGUUCUGCUGGCUGUGCCACGGGCCCUGGGCGGAGCACGGCGAGCGCACCGGCGGCUUCUACAACUGCAAUAGGUUCAAGAAGGCGGUGGAGAAGGGCGAGAUUGACGAGCAGGAGCAGAAGCGGCAGCACGCGCGGCAGUCCUUGGAGCGGUACAUGCACUACUGGCAGCGCUGGGCGGAGAACGACUCGUCCCGCAAGAAGGCUCUGCAGCAGGUGGACAGGUUCAAGAACGAGCAGCAGGAGGUGCUGAGCGAGCGCACCGCCACGCCCACCAGCCAGCUCAAGUUCAUCGUGGUGCACUGCCGCCGCAUCCUCAAGUGGACCUACGCCACCGCCUUCUACACGUUCGAGGAGCCCGCCGGCGCCAGCAAGGAAGCCAAGGAGCGCAUGGCGCAGCACCAGGAGUUCUUCGAGUUCAACCAGGGCCAGGCGGAGCACUACCUAGAGAAGCUGCACCACAAGGUGGAGAAGGACUUGGCUAAGUUCCUGCGGCACAGCAAGACGGCCGCAGAGGAGGAGGCCGGCGGCAGCGGCGCUGCCGCAGGCGACGGCGCAGGCAGCAGCGCCGCAGGCGCCGGCAGCAGCAAGGAGCACGCCACGUGGAACGCCUUCAGGGAGCAGCUGAUUGGCCUGACGGACGUGACGCGCAGCCACUUUGAGAAGCUCGUCAAUGAGUUUGAAAAGGGGCUGGAUGAGGCGCUCAAGGUGUACGACGUUGCCAUAGACGAGGCGGGGACCAGCGUCGCGGCGGCGGAGGCGGCGGCGGCGCAGGCGGCGGCGGCAGAGGCGGCGGCCGCCAAGGGCAAGGCGCCCGCCGCCAGCAGCCGGCGCAUCACGCGCUCCAGCAAGCGGCGGCAGGGCGGCGUGGCUGAUGUGGAGCAGAUGGUGCUCGAGGAGGAGGCCGGAUUCUGGCAGUGCAGGCACUGCACGUAUGCAAAUGAGGAUAUGGGCGGCCCCAAGUGUGACAUGUGUGGGCAGCCGCGCGGCGACGCCGGCUGCCGAUGA